AUGCCCAAGAAGAAAGGAAAAAAUGUAAAGAAAAGUAAAGGAAAAGGAAAGAAAGAAGGCAAACAUGAGUCAAAAGCCGAUAAAGAGUCUGACAUUGAGAAGGCAAAGGCCAAUGCUGCUCUUUGGGAAGCCAGGCUGGAUGUCACUGAACACUCGCGCGUGGAGUACCGUGAAGCUACCCGCAGGUUGGCACGAGCCAACGAAGAGCUCACUAACCAGCAGUAUCGUGCAGAGAAGGACACAGUUGACAUAAUUGCCUUCUUGAAGAGGAAAGAUGCUGAGAAAGAAGAAAAGAUUACAAGGCUAGAGGGACAACUUAAAAGUAAAAAAAAACAAGCCCUUGAAGAAAAUGAACAACUGGUUGCAGAAUACACUCUUAAAAUCAAUGAGCUGGAGGAGAAGUUUGAGAAGAGAUCCAAUGAGUUCAGGAUGAUCCAGGGUGAACUGAAGACUAUCAAGGAGUUUCGGAAAAAGAAAGCCCAGAUGGAGCAGGAGCUCAAUAGUAUUAAAGAAAGCAUGUACAUUGCAGACAGAGAGCACAAGGAGAGCCUAGCUAGAAUGGAGCACAAAUUCUUCAGUGAAAAGGUUCGCCUAGAGAAAGAGGCCGAGCAGAGGAUCGCCCAGCUGGCUGAGAGGGCCCACAAUGAAGCCAUUGUUCAGUUGGAUGAUGCGUCACGCUCAGUGUUCAAGGAGAACGUUCGUCUCAGCGAGGCGCUCAGCUGCCAUAUGAAGGAGGUAGAUGACCUGAGGAAGAUGACUGUGUCAUUGGCUGAGGAAAACACCUCCCUGGCACUGCAUAAGGAGACCAGUGAGCUGAUGAUGAAGGAGAAUGUGUCCCAGGUAAGGGCCCAGAAGGAGGAGAUAGCAGAGCUUAGGGGGAAGGUGGGGACCUUGGAGCAGGCCCUGGGGCUCAUGGUGGGGGAGUUUGAGAGAGACAAGGAGGAGACGCAGAACCGAGCCCUGGUCAGCACCCAGGCCGGCCAGGUGGAGCUGGAUAAGCUGCAGAAGGUGCUGGCCAUGAGGGAGAAGGAGAUGGGGCGAGUGAAGCGGCUGGCACGCAGCAUCGUGGAGCAGCGCACAGAGCUGGAGUGCUUCUUUCAGGAGGCUUUGGGCCAGGUGAAGCAAGAGAUCCAGGCCAGCCGUUUGCAGUACAGGCAGGAGGCCCUGGAGGCCUACCGCAGGAGGAUGAGUGAGGCUCGGUCAGGCAAGCAGGAGUAUCCCCGUAUCCGCACCUUCCACAAAACCCCUCACAGCAGCAACAGUGUCUAUACCGACCUGGAAGAGGCAGAGAAGUGGAAUAAUCUCCAGAGCAACAAGGUUGACAUCUCUGAACUCACAUGGGAGCAGAAGGAGAAAGUGCUUAGACUGCUGUUUGCCAAAAUGAACGGACAGAAAGCAAGGUAACAUCUAGCUACUACAUUGUGUGGGUCCUGUGUUGUCUGCCAGCAGACAUGCUCAU
Molecule: messenger RNA, 1459 nt
Organism: Salvelinus namaycush (lake trout)
Lineage: Eukaryota; Metazoa; Chordata; Actinopteri; Salmoniformes; Salmonidae
Product: basal body-orientation factor 1-like
Exons: 9
Coding region: 1-1404 (467 amino acids)
Source: RefSeq, a predicted model, not a curated record